Theileria parva strain Muguga is the source of this 790-nucleotide messenger RNA. RefSeq lists its product as uncharacterized. The coding region runs from base 180 to 764 and encodes 194 amino acids. NCBI's taxonomy places the organism in Eukaryota, Apicomplexa, Aconoidasida, Piroplasmida, Theileriidae. The transcript has 2 exons. The record is from RefSeq and is a predicted model, not a curated record.
CGCUAUCGCUCAUUUUAUUUAUUUUUAUUUUUAUUAAAUUAUUUUAAUUUUUUAAAACAAGAAUUUAUUUAUUUUUUACUUCCACCCCUCAAAUUUUUAAUAAAUUACAUAUCCGUUAUGCACAUGAUUCCUAUAAAAUUUUAAUCAUAUUUAUUAAUUUUAAUAUCAACUUCAUUAAAAUGUUUUUAAAUAAUUCUUUGAAGUCUUUGAACCGUAUCGGUUAUAGAUUUAAUAAUUUGAAGAAUACAUCAAGCGUAUACACAAAUUUCCGUAGAUUAUCUUCAUCUUCCAAAACACAAAAUCAACAAGAUUUUUGUAGUCAACCAUUUGAAAGUAAAUUAUUCAAGGACUAUGCAGAAUUCUCAGUUAACUCUUAUAAAUCCAGCAAGGACUCAGUGGAUUCUGAAAUGACACAUCUCUUAGCCACCCAUAAACUUUUACUGUUCAUGGAAGGCUCUGUGGAUGCUCCAAAGUCUCUUUGCGCUGGCAAUAUUGUUAAGAUGUUCACUCUAUUACAAGUAUUGAACUUUCAUACUCUGGAUGUUCUAUCAAAUCCGCCGGUCUUUGGAUUUCUGUGCUCCAAAUUUGGUGAACCUGUGAGGAAUAUUUUGUUCAAGGAUGGAGUUCCAUUUGCUGGACAUGACGAGCUUUUGGAGCUUUUUAAGCGUGGUAAACUACUUCAAGCAUUGGAAGUUCCCAAAACUACAUAUAAAACAACCACCCCAAAGGAAUUUGCUAACCACUUGCCAAUCGCAAAUUAUUAAUUUAAAAUUAAUAUUUUACUAUUUUC